This is a messenger RNA of Medicago truncatula (barrel medic), 829 nucleotides long. RefSeq lists its product as uncharacterized. The transcript has a single exon. Lineage: Eukaryota; Viridiplantae; Streptophyta; Magnoliopsida; Fabales; Fabaceae. The coding region runs from base 198 to 593 and encodes 131 amino acids. The record is from RefSeq and is a predicted model, not a curated record.
GGACUUUAAAAUUCCAAUAUGGGACGGUCUAUGGGCGUGUCUGGCUGUUAAAUAAAUACUUGGUGCUAUCUCGGUUUCAUUUCAGACUGCAAAAUACACACAUAAAUAAAAUAUAUAACCCAUUUUCCUUCUCAGCCAUAUAAUUUCAUUUUGAUUUUCUUCUUCAGAAACAAGCUCAACCAACGACCAACAACAACAUGUGUAGAUCUGUUGAUUAUCCUUCACACUCACGUAUCAAUCCUAAUGGAGAAAGAGGUCCAUUUACAAUAACCAACUUAGAUUUUAAUGAACUCGUUCCAAAAGAAAAAAACACCAUGCUUGUUGCAAAGACAAAGAACAUAAAGCACACCAACAACUACAAGUUGAAGAAGUUAGAGGACAUUCCAGAGGAAACAGAACUUGAAGAUGAGACUCAUCCACAACUUGAAGAAGCUUGUGUUCACUUGGAAAUGGAUUUGCAAGUACUAAGGAAGUCUCUUGAUAUGGGACUUUGUGUACUUUGCCUUGGUGUUGGUUACAUGGUUUCUACUAAAUUUCGUCCACGACCUAAGUUUUCUUCGCUUUUAUCAUCAUCCUCUUUUUUGUUCUUCUAACAUAUGUUGUUUCAUAGUACUAGUACUAUUCAAUUUCCUUUUUUUUUUUUGUUUGUACAUAUCCAUUUUGUAUCAAUUUUGCUACUACGAAAAUGAAGUUUUGUGAGUUACAGAGAAAAGAAAGUUCAACUACACGUUUACACUUCUUUUAUAGCUAAAAAGAGUAAAUAUCCAAAUUGGUCUUUAAAACUGUAUGAUUAUAUCAAUCAAAUUAUUCACCAUAUUCCAAAAAAAUA